UCUUCACUUAGGGAUAUCAAAUUCAUAUCAUUAGUAGUUAUUUUACAGAGCGCAAAGGUCAUAUGGAGAAGCAGAGAUCUGGGUCGGGGGGCAGAGGAAAGGUCAGGCGGUUCUUCACAUCUCAGCCCUCCUAUUCGAGCGAUGAUAGCAGUGACAUGAUUGACGCAGUGGUGGCAUCUCCACUGGCUGUGUCCACACACUUAACUGCCGACAGUUCCGGCAGCUCCUCAAAGAUGAGUCCUGUUUCCAGUCGCACUCGAGCCCGAGGUCACAUGGAUCCAACUUCGGAAGGCUCUUUCUCUUUUGGCAGCAGGAGACAAUUGGUUGAAGGCGCCAACUCAAAGGCCCUGGUGCCUUCUACUUCCAUGGAAAGGAGGCACCCCGCCAAUCCACAGGCUAAGGACUCCAUGGCCCUGGUGCCUGUGCCUUCAAGAAAAGAUUCAAAAACUCCUGAUUCUGGGUCUUCUCGCCGGGACAAGCAGAUGGUUCCUUAUAGAUCCCAUUCAUUUGAUGACAGAGAGGGGUCAAACAGAGCAUCUAGAUCUUCAAGUGGUAAAGCCAGAGAGGAGAAGGAGAGCAAUAGGCACAUGGCGUCAAGCGAGGUGGAGGAAAAGGCAUCUGCUUGGUUGGAGGACCAACUAAACCAGAUUGAUAGCAGGUAUAGCAAGAAGAAUAGUGUAAUUCAAGAAUGGGAAGAGAAGCGAAGGAAUGAAGCCAACAUGAUUUUUAAAGAAAUUGAGAAGAGAUUAAAUGAAAAGAGGGCGAAAGCAUUUGAGCAGCUGCAAAUUGAAUUAGAGAGAGUUCACAAUAAAGCAGAGCGAAAGAAAGAGAAAUUGAAAUGGCAAGAAAGAGACUGAAAUGGCAGUGGUGAUACACAAAGCUGAUAAAAUUCACCACGUUGGGAAGGAAAGAAUCAGAUGAAACCCACCAAAGCUUAAGUUUUGUUAUUAUUCUUAUUCAUGUACAACUGUAACGUGAAAUUUCCUUUUUCUCUUUCUUUGAUACUCCAUAUUCUUUGCCCGAGUUAAGUUAAAGACCUUUGGCACGAUUCUUCACGAACUUUGCUUUUGUAGAUACUCGUUAAACGAUUUAUUUUUGUGUUUGGGCCCCAACAUUUCCUCUGUUUUAAGAUGAUGGUCAAACCUGCACAAAUUGUUUGUCUUUCGUUGGAAAGUACAUAAAUUG
Messenger RNA from Cryptomeria japonica (Japanese cedar), 1185 nucleotides. RefSeq names its product remorin 1.4-like. The record is from RefSeq and is a predicted model, not a curated record. Lineage: Eukaryota; Viridiplantae; Streptophyta; Pinopsida; Cupressales; Cupressaceae. The coding region runs from base 63 to 857 and encodes 264 amino acids. The transcript has 4 exons.